CAUUAUGACUGACAUUUAACAGUAAUGAUAGUGAAUACAUUGCCAGCCUACGGGUUUGAAUUGAAGACAGCAACAUUAUUUUACCAAGUCAAAGUAAAAUUAAAGAAAAAGAAAGUGAAAAAGAAAAUAAUUCAGACAACAUGAUUCUCCACCAAACACGCCAACUGGAAUCAAAUCCCAAUUGUCAGUGCCACUCUUACCAGAAAAGGAAAAACAACAAGAGAAAAACUUUAGAAAAAUAGAGAGAAACACCACCCCUUGAGGAGGCCAGAGCUACUUCACCCUUUGUUGGACCCCUCCGUGUUCCAAUAAUUCCUACACUUUCCUCUCCUGAAAGUCCUCCAAAAACCAAACGCCUCCCAUGGAAGACAACAGAUCAAGGCCGUAUGGAGACGGGCCGAUGCAGAUGGAGAGCUACUACGGCCGUCCGCCACCUAGACCGCCCGCUUCCUAUGACCUUAGGUCCUACAGUGCUUCCUAUGCACAAACCCAGAUGGGCAACAACAGGGAGUUGAAGCUCAAGAAGGGGAAGAGCGCUUCUGGGUCGUCUUCAAGUUCUUGGGCUUUUGGUGACCCUGAAUUCCAGAGGAAGAAGAGGGUUGCCAGCUAUAAGAUGUACUCUGUGGAAGGCAAAGUGAAGGGGUCCUUGCGGAGAAGCUUCAGGUGGCUUAAAGUUAAGUACACCCAGGUGGUUUAUGGCUGGUGGUGAUUCUGUGGGUAUUGAAGGUUUCUUCUAGUAUGUUAAAAUUUCUGUUUGAGAAUCUCAAAUUUUGUGUCAUCAAAGGAAUGCCAAAAGUUGUGGGUUGUGAUUAGGAAGUCAUAUUUUGCGUUGUUCAAUAAAACAAAUGGUAAAUAUCAUGAUAUGAUCCUGGAGAUGUUCUCCCAGGCAUAAAUUUGUUUGUUAAGACGUCUGUGAUUGUUGGUGCUGCUAUGAUCAAAAGCUAUUUAUGUCCUUUGAGAUAACAUGAUAUUGAUAAGCCACCUUUGUGGACUUUUAUGUUCUCUAA
Juglans microcarpa x Juglans regia is the source of this 1007-nucleotide messenger RNA. RefSeq lists its product as uncharacterized. Lineage: Eukaryota; Viridiplantae; Streptophyta; Magnoliopsida; Fagales; Juglandaceae. The transcript has a single exon. Bases 362 to 709 code for a protein of 115 amino acids. The record is from RefSeq and is a predicted model, not a curated record.